AUGACCAUUCACGACGGCUACGUCUCUGUUGAUCCCUGGUUGAGGUGGGGGACAGUCUAUGACUACCUCGAUCCUCACGAACUGGUCGUCCUGGGUGGUCGCGAUGGUUCAGUUGGUGUUGGCGGCCUUGUUUUGGGAGGCGGUAUAUCGCAGUUUACGCCAAAGCGAGGAUUUGCCUGCGACAAUGUCAAAAGUUUUCAGAUCGUGGUUGCUGGUGGCAAAAUCCUAGAAAUAACCGCAAACUCUCACUGUCAGCUAUUCCAAGCCUUGAAAGGAGGCCAAAACAAGUUUGGCGUCAUCACGCGACUUGACCUUUUUACAUAUCCCUCGCCGCAAUUAUACUCGGUCUCCACCAAGUUAAAAUGCGCCCAGAAUCUCGAAGUAUCACUGACGAGCUUAUAUGUCCCUUCUACCGGCGAGCCGUAUCUCCAGCUUGUUAUGCUCUCAUCAUCUGGGAACAACGUGACUUGGACCAAGCAGGACCAAUCUGGCGGACUUGCUCUUCCCCCACCACUGGCGGAAUUUAACAACCUAUCAUAUACACAUGUCGAGGAAAGUAAGGGAACGAUGAGCAAGCUUGCUUCUGGGGGCUCAUCCCCCUCGGGCCUGCGCUAUGAUUUGAGGACGUUUGCCUUCUAUAGCAGCUCGACAAUGCUGAAACGGAUCAAACAGAUCUUCGACGAAGAAUUUGCACCGAUAUCCAAGGAGAUUGCUGGUUUCUCUGGAGUGAUAGAGUGGCAGAUCGUUACUGAGAAUGCGAUUGCACAAGGUGUGGCCCAUGGCGGGAAUGUGCCUGGUUUUAAGGGUGGUGGCCCGGUCAUCCGUUAG
Messenger RNA from Penicillium soppii, 828 nucleotides. RefSeq lists its product as uncharacterized. The record is from RefSeq and is a predicted model, not a curated record. The transcript has 3 exons. NCBI's taxonomy places the organism in Eukaryota, Fungi, Ascomycota, Eurotiomycetes, Eurotiales, Aspergillaceae. Bases 1 to 828 code for a protein of 275 amino acids. Gene Ontology annotation, molecular function: FAD binding.